Messenger RNA from Lytechinus pictus (painted urchin), 2777 nucleotides. RefSeq lists its product as uncharacterized. Bases 1 to 483 code for a protein of 160 amino acids. Lineage: Eukaryota; Metazoa; Echinodermata; Echinoidea; Temnopleuroida; Toxopneustidae. The record is from RefSeq and is a predicted model, not a curated record. The transcript has 13 exons.
AUGUCAUACUCAAGCAGUGUCUGGGUCCUCUUGCAGUUGUCUGGGUCCUCUUGCAGUUGUCUGGGUCCUCUUGCAGUUGUCUGGGUCCUCUUGCAGUUGUCUGGGUCCUCUGGCAGGUGUCUGGGUCCUCUUGCAGGUGUCUGGGUCCUCUGGCAGGUGUCUGGGUCCUCUGGCAGGUGUCUGGGUCCUCUGGCAGGUGUCUGGGUCCUGUGGCAGGUGUCUGGGUCCUCUGGCAGGUGUCUGGGUCCUCUUGCAGUUGUCUGGGUCCUCUUGCAGUUGUCUGGGUCCUCUUGCAGUUGUCUGGGUCCUCUGGCAGGUGUCUGGGUCCUCUUGCAGGUGUCUGGGUCCUCUGGCAGGUGUCUGGGUCCUCUGGCAGGUGUCUGGGUCCUCUGGCAGGUGUGUGGGUCUUCUUGUAGGUGUCUGGGUCCUGUGGCAGGUGUCUGGGUCCUCUGGCAGGUUAUUAACUAUUCGUUAGAGAGGUAGAAGAGAGUUGCAGAAAAUACGAGCUUCUUAAGGAUCAAGGUGAUGAACUUUGUGUUACUGACUUGCCAAGCCAAUCAACCAACAAAAAGGACAGAAGCAAUUGUACCAGAUCAAAGAAGAGAUCAAGGAUUUCCGAAUGUACAGAGUUCAUGCUGGUGGCAAGGAAAAAGAAGCAAAGAACAAGAAAGGUCGAGCAAGGAACAAGAAAGAAGCAGUCGAGGUUUCCUGAUUUGUAACGGACACAGUGUCGUACUUAGUACUCCAAGUUGGCAAGUUAACUUCUUCAGAUGACUGCAAAACGCAACGUUACAAAGCUCACUUCUACAACCCUAGUCACCAAUGACAGUGCACCACCAUAUCCCUUUGCUCACCAGUUGAAACAAACUACCGCCCUCGAGUCAGAAGGCUGUCCUCAUCGUCCAACACACAGCGGUAACAUCACCCAAGGACUUCAGCCCUCCGGUGAUACCUGGUUCAGCAAAGACUAGGCCUUUGGGGGGUGUUUAUGGCUCUGUCAUCAUAACAGCAUUGUGGCAGAAGUAUGGAACACCACCAUAUACAGGAUAACUUCUUCAGAUGACUGCAAAGCGCAACGUUGCAAAGCUCACUUCUACAACCCUAGUCACCAAUGACAGUGCACCACCAUAUCCCUUUGCUCACCAGUUCAAACAAACUACCGCCCUCGAGUCAGAAGGCUGUCCUCAUCGUCCAACACACAACGGUAACAUCACCCCAGGACUUCAGCCCUCCGGUGAUACCUCGUUCAGCGAACACUAGGCCUUGGGGAGUGUUUACGGCUCUGUCAUAACAGCAUUGUGGCAGAAGUAGCCUCGAUCUUGACCAAGACAUUUUUAAUGCCACUCUGUAUGGCUCGGCAUACUUUUUUUUUUAAUUCAUACUAACGUGUGUUCAUGUCCAUUUUUCCACCUCUGACUUACAUUUAUUUUCUGAUACCAUGUUUCUGUGUGAUUUUAGUCUUAUUUUUACUGGUAUGACAAUGUAAACAUAUACUUUUGUUCCACACAAGAUAUUUUGGGAUUUUGUGUGCACUUCCAUGUGACUACAUGUAUUUUUAUACCAUAGUUUUUGUUUCUGAUUUUUCAAUUCCUUUUACGCUCUCAUUCCUUUAUAGUUGUAUCUUAUUUGAGACAGAGGAAGAGAUAGGGUGAAUAGUAGAGAGAGAGAGAGGGGGGGGGAAUGCAGAAACAAAGCGCCAUUCAUGAUGAAUUUUAUUACAUUUGUGUUUUAACUUUGCACAUACAUUGCAAGAUUUUGGGAAUUUAACACGUUUAUUUUUCUGUAAGUUUGUAAAUCCAUGUAUUCACACAGUGUUUUGAGUGAUAUAUUGUAAAGAUAGAUCUUAUGCAUGCUCCUUGGGGAAAAGAAGUUAUACAUGCAUGUCACUUAUCUUAUCUUGGCAUUACCAUAAUUCUUAUAUUGGUUGAUGUUGCUGAUAAAUGAAACAGAAUCUGAUGGAUAUCAUUGAUAACAGUUACUGUUUGUCUUCUUUUUUACAUCAGGAUAACAGAUCUUAGUAGUACAGCGAAAGACAAUUCACUGUAAUUUGUUAUAUUGUCAUAUAUUACACGAUUAUGAUUUUCAAUAGCACAUGUUUGUACACUACAAUUUUAUGUCUUUAGAGGUCACAUAUCCAGUUUGUUUCGUGAAUAGUCAAUAUUGGAUUAUGAUUAUAAUGUCAGUUUGUUUGCAACAUUUACCCCAUAUAUAGUGGUACCUUACGAUCAACUGUCAAUAUCUACUGCAUUCACUAUACAUAGCAGUGUCUUGCUUGCUGUAACAAAGAGGUAUAUAGGGCUGUUAGGGAUUAUCCAUAAUGUACAUUGUUUUUUAUUUUUAUUGUUAUUGUGUUUACCUGAACUUAUAUCUCAAUUGCUAUGUAGGGGGCCUUUCAUAUAAUCAGUAGGUAUCUUGUUUAUGUACCUGUUUUAUAGAUGUAUUCCAUUUCUAUUAAAUAUAUAUAUAUGUUAAAAUGCCCUUUUCAGAGAUUUCUACAAUGCUGCUCUUUUCAGUAUGUGCUUUUAUUUUAGUAUAUCAAAUUUCAUUGGAUAUGCUGUUUUUAAAAUCUAUUUCUUUUAAAAUGUGUUUGAAGAUGAUAGGUGAUUACCAUUUGUAAUAUUGCAUUGCGGUUCUUUUUUAGAUCGCCAAGGAAAUAGCAUGAUGUUAAGUUUGUGCAGAAUGUCAUUUACAUGCAUGUAGAUAGGUCUAUGCAAUUUAGCUUUGACUUUGGUUUGAUAAGCUUUGUUUAGUGCUUUGAACAUGAUUUUAACAAUGAA